Exserohilum turcica Et28A is the source of this 995-nucleotide messenger RNA. RefSeq lists its product as uncharacterized. NCBI's taxonomy places the organism in Eukaryota, Fungi, Ascomycota, Dothideomycetes, Pleosporales, Pleosporaceae. The record is from RefSeq and is a predicted model, not a curated record. The coding region runs from base 1 to 936 and encodes 311 amino acids. Gene Ontology annotation, cellular component: precatalytic spliceosome. The transcript has 2 exons.
AUGUCAAAACCGCAAUUCGACCGCGCCGACGCGAGCGCCCUCCUCGACGACCGGGGAUACCGCGGCUCCCUCAUCCGCGGCCAGAACCCCGCGCUUCUGUUUGAAAAGGGUGUGCGCGAGCGCAUCACCGAGUCGUACUACUGGAAGGAGCAGUGCUUUGGCCUGAACGCAGCAACCCUAUGCGAUCGCGCGGCGGAGCUCAAGUUUAUCGGCGGCACAACGGGCAUCACGGGCAAGCCGACGCCCUUUUUGUGUCUGGCGUUUAAGCUGCUGCAGCUGGUUCCCGACAAGGCCAUUAUACUCGAGUACCUCAACUUCCGCGACGAUGAAGACGAGGACAAGCAGGACGCGGACGAGCAGGACGAUGAGGACGCUGCCAAGGACACGGAUUUGAAUGCAGCAGGCAAACUGGGCUGCUUCAAGUACCUGCGCUGUCUCGCUGCCUUUUACAUUCGCCUCGCCUGGGAGCCGGUGGAAAUCUACAAGACGCUCGAGCCUCUCCUCACCGACUACCGCAAGAUCAAGCGCCGCCUCAAGGACACCUUUACCCUGACCCACGUCGACCAGUUCAUAGACGAUCUCCUCACAAGAGACCGCAUCUGCGCGACAAGCUUGUGGAAGUUGCCGUCGAGGGCCAUCCUGGAAGACCUGGACAUGCUGGAUCCGAGGGAAAGCCCGCUGGGGGAUGAGGUGGACGAGCUGGAUGAGGAUAUGGAUAGGAGGAGCGAUGGAAGAGUCGGAGCUACGAUAGUGGACGUCGCAGUAGAAGCAGAAGCUAUGACAGCCGGCAUCGAAGCAGUACUCGCAGUCGCAGCCCGGGUGAGCGCCGCUCAAGACGCAGCACACCAAGGAGUCCAAGUCGAAGUCGAAGCCGAAGCCGAAGCUGAAGCCCCAACCGAGACCGCGAGGACCAAGGGCAAUGAGUGUCAGAUCUAAACCUCUUCUUCCGUCAAUUCCAACUACGUAUAUACCCCUGCUGUAGGCAAUUUCACAUG